AAAGAAAGAGACGGGAUUUUUUUGUUUCAGUUUUCUGAAUUUCCAUAAUCGCUUUCAGUUCGGUUGAUCAAUCAGUAAUCCCAGUAAGUGCUUUUGGUUCCACAGAAGGCAGGGUAUUGUGACAAGUGGUUAAUCAAUGGGACAAGUCUAACCAUGUUCAGCUUUGAAGGAGAUUUCAAGACACGACCCAAGGUCUCCCUGGGAGGAGCAAGUAAAAAGGAGGAAAAAGCAUCUCUCCUUCAUCGCACACAAGAGGAGAGAAGAAAAAGAGAGGAUGAGAGGAGAAGAUUGAAAAAUGCAAUUAUCAUUCAGUCGUAUAUAAGAGGAUACUUAGACAGGAAAAAGCAAUAUGCUGUUCAGAGGGGUCUCUUUGACCACUGUGUGUGUCAGGCACAGGCGGGUGGUGCCCCACAACUCGCAGACAGUGCCACCCUCGGACUCUUAGUACGCCAACUUCUCUUCUUCUACCGCCAGAGCGAAGACAUGCAUAGACUGGUCUGGAUGUGUCAGAAUUUGGUCAAGCACCAUGCUCAGUUUGUUAAGUUGCUGGCUGGACCCGACAGCCAAACCUGCCUGUUCCAGGUCAAGAGGUUGCUGGCUAGCUGCUGCAGGCUUCUGCAGAUUUGCAAGGAUGACAGUUUGAAUGUUGCUGUUCCCUUGAGGAUGCUGGAGGUCUUUUCCUCAGAGAGAACAUAUUUGCCUGUUCUACAGGACCCUAACUGUGUAGCUGCAUUAAUUGAGCAAAUUUUGCACUAUGUAGUACAGAGAGGAUACUACAGGGCACUGUAUGUGUUGGUGAGUCACAAAUUGCCGUCGAGUUUGGAAUACAGCGGUGCUCCUUCCAUCCCUCUGGCACACACUCUGCUGGAAAACACACUCAAGCCCCUGCACUUUACGUACAGCUCCUGCCUAGCGGACGGCAGGCAGUUUGUGUUCUCAGCGUUUACAGAGGAGUUUAUUUCCGCUCCGUUCACUGAGCAGAUGUUUCAUUUCUUCAUCCCUGCCCUGGCUGACCCUAAACUGGCUUUCCCCUUCCACACCUUCCUCGCCUCCCUCCAGACCUCCAUGGGCUCCUCUCCUCACGCCCCCAGCCGCGCACCCUGGCUCCUCUACUUUGUACUGAGCGUUGGAGAGACAAGCUUGGGCUCUCUCUCAGAGGAAGGCUUGCUGCUGUAUUUGAAUGCUCUGCAGACUCUGUUGCCUUUGUUGCCUGUGACUGAGACUAACAGCCGUGCCGAGAUCAGCAGUGACUCGGAGGAUGAAGAGGAGAGCAGUGUACAGCUCCCUUCAGCACAGGAUGACAGUAGGAUCUCUGUGCAUUUGAUCACAGAGGAGUGUGUGCAGAAGUUGGACACUAAGCAGCAGACCAACGCUCUGCUGACCCUGGUGUGGAGAGAUUCGGCCAGCGAGGAUGUCUUCACCAUGAUGGCCUCCAUCUGCCACACUCUGAUGGUGCAACACCGCAUGAUGGUGCCCAAAGUCAGGCUCCUGUACAGUUUGGCCUUUAACGCCCGCUUCCUGAGACACCUUUGGCACUUGAUAACGUCCAUGAGGACUAAGAUGAUAACAGGCUCCAUGGUCCCCCUGCUACAGGUGAUGUCUCGCGGUUCCCCCAUGUCUCUUGAGGACUCCAACAGGAUCAUCCCUCUCUUUUACCUGUUCAGCUCGCUCUUCGGACACUCCCUCAUCUCCAUACACGACAGCGAGUUCUUCGGAAACUCCAUGGAAGGUCCGAGCCAGUCGUCGAUGAUGCCCUUCUCUCUGGCGGAGCUGGUGACGUUGUCGCGCUGUUUGCGGGACGCCUGUCUGGGCAUCAUUAAACUGGCUUACCCAGAGACCAAGACCGAGCAUCGGGAAGAGUACAUGGCCGCUUUCCGCAGUGUUGGCGUCAAGACCAACAGCGAGGUUCAGCAGCGUAUCCAGGCUCAGCAGAAACGCUGGGUUCAGCUGUUCAAAGUCAUCACUAACCUGGUGAAGAUGCUGAAAGCGAGAGACAUCAGACAGCCCUUCUGUCCCGCAGGCCACUGGCUCUCAGAAGAGGUCAACAUAAGGGCAGAUAAGGUGACACAGCUGUAUGUGCCCUCUGCCAGACACGUGUGGAGAACCAGAAGAAUGGGUCGGAUUGGCCCCCUACAGUCAACGCUAGAUGUUGGUUUGGAACCUCCACAAUUGUCUGUAUCCGAGGAGAGAAACCUUGCUAUUCUUACAGAACUGCCUUUUGUCGUUCCUUUUGAGGAGAGAGUAAAGAUCUUCCAGAGGUUGAUAUACGCUGAUAAGCGGGAGGUGCAGGGAGAUGGUCCUUUCUUAGACGGCAUUAACAUCACCAUUCGCAGAAACUACAUCUACGAGGAUGCCUAUGACAAACUGUCUCCUGAGAAUGAACCGGACCUAAAGAAGCGGAUCCGGGUUCACCUGCUCAACGCCCACGGCCUCGAUGAAGCGGGGAUAGACGGGGGCGGAAUAUUCCGGGAGUUCCUGAACGAGCUGCUGAAAUCAGGCUUUAACCCCAACCAGGGCUUUUUUAAGACCACUAACGAGGGCCUUCUCUACCCAAGCCCCACGGCCGAAAUGCUGGUGGGAGACUCCUUCGCCAGGCACUACUACUUCCUCGGCAGGAUAUUGGGAAAGGCGCUGUAUGAGAAUAUGCUUGUUGAGUUGCCGUUUGCAAGUUUCUUCCUGUCGAAACUGCUGGGCACCAGUGCAGAUGUAGACAUUCACCACUUGGCUUCUCUGGACCCAGAGAUGUACCGGAACCUUCUGUUCCUCAAGAGCUAUGAGGGCGACGUGGAGGACCUGGGCCUCAACUUCACCAUCGUCAAUAACGACCUUGGAGAGGCUCAGGUGGUUGAGCUGAAGCCGGGAGGAAAGGACAUCCCGGUUACCACGGCGAACCGGAUAGCCUACAUCCAUUUAGUGGCCGAUUACCGUCUGAACAAACAGAUUCGCCCUCACUGCCUGGCCUUCAGACAGGGCCUAGCCAAUGUGGUCAACCUAGAGUGGCUACGAAUGUUUGACCAGCAGGAGAUGCAGGUGCUGAUAUCUGGAGCACAUGUUCCUAUCUGCCUGGAGGACCUGAAGAAGUUCACGAACUACUCUGGUGGCUAUUCGGCCAGUCACCCCGUGAUAAAGAUCUUUUGGGAGGUGGUGGAGGGUUUUACAGAUGAGGAGAAGCGUAAACUGCUCAAGUUUGUAACCAGCUGCUCGCGGCCUCCUCUCCUGGGUUUUAAGGAGUUGUACCCAGCCUUCUGUAUCCACAAUGGGGGGAAUGAUUUGGAACGCCUUCCCACUGCCAGUACAUGCAUGAACCUGCUCAAGUUACCUGAAUUCUGCGAUCAACAUCAGAUGAGAAACAAGCUCCUUUACGCCAUCGAGUCCUCCGCUGGCUUCGAGCUCAGCUGAGGGCAGUUAUUACCACGGCAACCCAGGAAAAACGGACAGGAGGGGCGGGGCCAUCACCACUUAGACUAGAUGGAAGAAGUGACCGAAAGAGACGGGCUAACAUGUCUGUAGAGUAGCUGUGGUGAUGAAGAGAGGAGAGAAAGAAAGAGAGAGAGAGACGGAAGAGAUGUGAAAGUGUGGUGCAGACACUCAUAUGAAAUGAUCUUUGAUCCACAUCAUUAUCACAUUUUGAUGAUAAUUCUUGGCACUGACAGAGAACACAGAAGGAGAAGAGAGGCUGAACAUUUUCCAGAGGGCAAAUGAUUAUUUUUAUUUUUAUUUUAAUGUGACUGAACCUCUUGUUUAAAAAAAAAAAAGAAAAAGAAAAAAAAGAACAAAGAAUGAGUAAACAUAGGUAAGUUACAUUGUAGAACUGUUUAAUAUGCAAAACAACUGAUACUGAUUGGUGAGGCUAUAAGUGGGAGGGAACACAUUGAAGUAAUAACAUGACAGAGAAUUCACCAAAGAGUUUGUCAAGCUAAUGUAGGCAAAUUUGACAUUUAAUCUGUUUCAAUAAAAAACAGAGAGAGAGAGGAUGCUUGCAGUUUAGCUCUGCUGACACUUUAGACAUGCUACGCUAGGUCGACACCGAGGUUUUAGCUUUCCCAGAACAGAUGCAUGCUUAAGGUGUAACUUUUUCAACACAACCGCAUGCUAAAACUUAAGCCUUUUUCUGUUUUCUCUAUUUUUUAAAGUACAUUACUGUAUUAAAGAUUCAGCUUUGCCAUUGCAGUACACCAUUAAAACUGUAGCUCUGCUAAUUCAAAAGAGCAGCGAAUAGGUAGGUUUACAAGAGACUUCGUUAAUAAUUUAGCAAUGCUAACAUAAAAGCAUGCUAAUGAUGUAGCUACAUCUAAAUUAGUUAACUGAGAACAUAAGAAAUGAGUCAGUUCACAUAGACCUGUUGCAGCUUAGUACAUGUGUUCGCAAGAGCUAUGUAAAGCUAUCCAUUCAUACAUAAGUGUCUGAGUUUGAUGGCCUUUUUAACAUAAGCGCACUCUGUAGUUGCCAUGUCCAGGAGAAUUCUCUUUCAUCGAUUACAGUGGAGACUUUUACAGCUUUUCGGCAGAAAAAUUAGGCUCUCGAGCAGUUUUUCAGGCUCUCUCAAAGCUAAGAUUUACCACAGCAUUGUCCAUGCUUUCAUCUCAAUUUAUACCACAACAAGUACAUAAGCGAGAAUAAUAUUGUGGCCCAGACCAACAAGGGGGGUGGAAGUGAUGUUCCUGGAUUACGGAGAGUAGUCUCAUGGUAUUAAUUCUGAAGUUUGUGCAAUAAGUGCAAAGGUCACAAACCUUCAUAGUGAUCUUUGAAGACUCGCCAAGCAAGACAACUAGCCCUUCGAAUAGCGAGGUUAGUUUGUAACCCUUGUUAAUUUCUUCCAUCCAGAAACUUUGGUCAAGUUAUUCACACAAAAUAAGUAUUGAUGGAAAGUAUCAUGUGUUUUGGUUUUUUUUCCCCGGACCAAGAGCAGUCACUGUGAUUGGACCUCAGCGGUUGGCUUCUUUGAUCUGCAUCAAUCCAACUUUUUCUGUUUUGUUUUUGUUUUGUUUCUUUUCAUUAGAAGGACAUAAUCAAGUAUUGUCUACAGCAGCGUGUGAUUCCAACUGAGAUCUGUAUUGUAGCUAUGAUUAUGAUGUUUUUUCCUCCCUGCUCCCUCAAAAAAAUGCCAAGUUAACACCUUAGGCCUCUACUUUAAAAAAAAAAAAAAAAAAAAAAAGGAUUAGGUGCCGCCAGAAUCCCUCUAGUGGUGGAUUUGUGAAUUUGUCUUUUAUUGUGUGCCAUUCCUCUCACACAGUAUUUGUACAGGCUCCCGUUUGUUCACUUUUAUCUUUGUACAUUUGGGAUGACAGCUUUGACGUUCAUCUCUUCUCCUGUCGGAGUUUACUC
Molecule: messenger RNA, 5325 nt
Organism: Chanos chanos (milkfish)
Lineage: Eukaryota; Metazoa; Chordata; Actinopteri; Gonorynchiformes; Chanidae
Gene: ube3c
Product: ubiquitin protein ligase E3C
Exons: 24
Coding region: 154-3399 (1081 amino acids)
Biological process (GO): protein polyubiquitination; ubiquitin-dependent protein catabolic process
Molecular function (GO): protein binding; ubiquitin protein ligase activity
Source: RefSeq, a predicted model, not a curated record